This is a messenger RNA of Haemonchus placei, 291 nucleotides long. Lineage: Eukaryota; Metazoa; Nematoda; Chromadorea; Rhabditida; Trichostrongylidae. The record is from the annotation of a GenBank genome assembly.
AUGGCGAAAGCUGCAAAGAAAGCAUCUCCUGCUAAGAAGGAUUCCAAGGCAAAGAAAGGAAGCAAAGCAAAGGAUCCGAAUGCCCCAAAACGUGCUAUGUCGGCGUUCUUCUUCUGGAUGGCCGACAAUCGCGAGAGAAUAAAGAAGCCGGGUAUGGGUGUUGCUGAUGUCGCCAAAGCUGCUGGUGUUGAAUGGGGCAAAGUUGCGGACAAAUCGAAGUGGGAGAAAAAAGCUGCUGAGGAUAAGAAACGCUAUGAAUCCGAAAUGGCUGCAUACAAAGCAAGCGAGUAA